Vicia villosa (hairy vetch) is the source of this 864-nucleotide messenger RNA. RefSeq lists its product as uncharacterized. The transcript has a single exon. Bases 1 to 864 code for a protein of 287 amino acids. NCBI's taxonomy places the organism in Eukaryota, Viridiplantae, Streptophyta, Magnoliopsida, Fabales, Fabaceae. The record is from RefSeq and is a predicted model, not a curated record.
AUGACAGAUAAAUUCAUAGAUAAGAUUGUCAAACGAAUCUUGGAUGAAAAUCAUCAGGUCCCUGGGAUAUCUGUCCCUCUUCAAACCGUGAUCCAUGAUCCUCCCAAGAGCAAUCAUAAUGAUGUUCACACUGCGGGUAGUGACAUUCACAUGACUGAAGAGAAGGACAAUGAAGAGGUUCAAGAAGAUGUCGAUAACACCAAUGUCACAGAGGAUGUCAAUAACAUCGGAAACUCUAAAGCUGAUGAUAGUCCAAGGGCAAAGGCUGGAAGAGGUACAAAUGUUGUGGAUUUAGAUGAAUACUCUAAUAAUAAUUUUCUUGCUACUGCAAACCUUAGUGUAGCCGAAAGACUCAUGACCAGGAGAAAAGACAAAGUUGUGAUUCAGAAUUCUCCUGUGAAGAAAGCUGCGGUUAAAAGCCCUUCCAAAGAUUCUAUCAAGAAGAAAAGUACCUCUGUAGGAUCUGUAAAAAGCAGAACUAAAAGUAUUGGAGUUGGUCCCUCAAAAUCUUGGAGCAAGGUUGUUCCAAAGAAAAGGAAGGCAAGAGCUGUUGAAGAAUCUGAGUCUGAUGUUGAGGUGAAUGUCCAUGACAUUCCAUUAAGGAAGAAGCUCACAACUAGCAAGCUUGCUACUAGUGUUCAUGAAGUUCCCAUUGACAAUGUAUCCUUCCACUUUGCUGUAAGUGCAAGCAGGUGGAAAUUUGUGUAUCACAAGAGACUGGCCCUUGAGAGGGAAUUGUCUCAAAAUUUGCGUGACUGUAAGGACAUAAUGGACUUGAUUGAGGCUGUUGGCCUAAUCAAAACUGUUGUCCAUCUGAGUAAAUGCUAUGAAACGCUGGUCAAAGAGUUCAUAGUAAACCCUUGA